CUUGAACGAUCCUCACGCGACAAGGGCGGUCAUUUGGCCAACGUUUCGUGGAAACUUCGCAAUGGAAGCGUAACGAGAACGUUUUUUUUAAAAGAAUAUUUCCACUAUUUACGAAAAUGGUGGUGAUUGACAAACGGAGAUCGUUGAUAGUGUCCACUGCAGGCCACUUUUUCGGCGUCCCUUUAAAAGACAAUGAUACAAUUAGGGACGAGGAGACGGUGCUGGACAAUUUUUUGGACAGAGCCGCGUGCAGAAUUCUGUGUGCACAACCAGAAAUUGAUGAGGAGGAUGAGAAAAUGGAAUUGAAGUUGAGCAAUGAAUUGCCUAUUGGCAAGAACACAUUGGUUUUCUUCAAGUUAACAGAGGCGUCAGUGACGGAAAAGAAUUUCCACGAUCUCGUACACGUGACGACUACCGGCGGUGGAAAAGGAUCGACGCUGAUCGAGGCCCUCCGUCAAGUAUGGGCGCCAACGCUUCGAUCCUCCGGCCUGGAUUCGUCCUACUUGAAGAAACUGGAGGAGAAUCUUCUUCUCGGCUCGUCGUCGGCCACGGGCUCCGUGCACGAGGAGGAGAAUUAUUGGAGGAAGAUAUGGGAGAGCGCGAAACGAUCGCACGACAAAAUGAUCUAUGGAGAGGGUGUGAAGAUCUUGAGGAGCAUCAGAGCCGAGUUGGAGCGCGCUGCCGUUGCGAGCGAUGGAUUGAUCAGCGUGGACGACGCUGUUGAAGUUGUGUCCGGCUACGUCGACGAUUUGUGGAAGUUGGGGGAUCUGGUGUACACCGAGCAACGUAUGAAAUCUUUUCUGGAUGUUAUCGGAGACGAGGUGGUGUCUCUUGUGAAAAAUUCAAUCGAGGAGAUUCGAACUAGCGACGAUCGAGUGAAAAUCGAGGCAAUAUCGAGUGGUGCCGCGAUAUGCGAGAAAUGGAUAGACAUGGUGGGAAAGUUCACUACGCUGUUUUGGCCUCAUCAUUCGCUUCAUUCGUGGAAGGGCACCAAUCAUAUCCCUGAAAGAUGUUCAAGAAUUGGCAAACGGUUAAGGCAAAUUGGCGAGUUACGUGCUCAAUAUAGACAAUUAACCAGAUUGCUAACAUCGAAUGAGAGAUCUGGACUUGGCACGGAUAACUUGAUGCAAUGCCUCGACGACAUCAGAGUGGUCUUUGACGACGAUGACAAGGGCAUCGAGUGGAAUCGACUGAAGAGAAAGGUUGAAGAGGGUUUGGCACCCGCCGAGGAACGAGUCGCGCUAAAAUUGAAGUCACAAAUUGCCGAUGCCACCACUCCAAAUUUUUUGCUCGCUGAGUUUCGGCGCUACUUCGAGCUGCUGAAAAGAGACGGUUUAAAAAGGGUGUUGCGUGGAGAACGGGAGACUUUGCUUUCGGCUUACGGAGAUCUUAUAGAAAAUUGCUUGGUUGGACCGGACACGAAUGACUUGUUAGACAACCCAAGAAUACUUCAAGAGGUUCAAGCUGCUAGAUCGGCGGAAUUAAGACUAGAAAGUUUAAAUAAAUUAGGAAAGGAAUUGCUAGCGGAUCUUCCUGGAUACGAAGAAAUUUCAGAGAGAUUAACAACAGCUUUGAAAGAUGUUGAAAGGAAAAGACAAAGUUUCGUCGACACUUGGGUAUGAAGAACGAAAGACGCUGUAACCAGGAAGGAAUUGACGUUAGGCACCGAUUCUGCGGUGGUGGAAUUAACCGGUACCAGUAUGAUGAGGGUCACGUACGAUCCAAGAUUGAUGACACUGAUCAGAGAGGCGAGGGCACUUUCGAGUCAAGGGGUCGAACUUCCACGAGAAGUGAGGGAUCUGAUCGAAAGAGCUGGAACGCUGGCUGGACGCGCUAGAGCUCUUCAACAGGUCGCCACGUUUCACAACACGAUCGGCGAUCGUAUGGUGCCGUCUCAAAGACCAUUAAUGCUCACGACCGCGCUUGAACUGGCUCGAGCUGUCCAAGAACAAUCUGGCGUUGCUUGGUCCGAUCCUCAGGCUGUGGACGCUUAUACGGCCAGAUUGAAAGAAUUGGUAAGGAAAUUCGCACAACAGAAUUCAGAAUUAGCUGCAAAGCACAGUUCAUUAAGGGAUUUGGUGUCUAGUUUAUUGAAAGGGGAGACUGUAAAUAUGAUUGGGAAUCAGAAUGCUUGGAAAGAUGCAUUGAUGAACAUGAGAACGAUCGUCGAUACUGUCGAAGUUGAAUAUGGAAAUACGAAAGCUUGGAAAUUACAUUGGGACAGACAAUUGCUUAAAGCAUUGGGCGUGGCUUACAGAGGAGCGUUGCCAUCGCUGCUGAAGAAAUUGCCGGAAGUCAAAGUGGAGCUGACGUUUCGGGACGGCUCGUUGCAAUGGCGGCCGUCCCUCGAGGAGAUUCGCGCCAAGUUGUACUCGUCGAUUCGUCGAUCCCUCUCGAUCCCCAUGAAUUUCAGGGGCGUCGGUGACGCGGCCGAGGCCCAUUUCGGUGGGCUGAUCCAAAGGAGCUGCUAUUUGUUCGGCAGUGUCUACAAGCAGGCCGAAAUCGCGCUUUCCGCUCUGGAAACACUUCGAACGAAAUGGUUGUACUUGGCUGCUCCUGCCAAAUUCGACGCCGCUGAACGAUUGAAAGGAAAAUCGCCGCAAGAAUGGACAAGGGCGUUCAAAGAUGCGAAACAAUGGGCCCAAGAGGUUGGAAGAUUACGUGGCAGCGAGGUGAAAAUCUGGUGCAUCAACGUGGACACAUCGACAACCAGAAACGACUUGGAAUCCGCUUCCCGUCGUUACUGGGAACGUUUGUGCUCCGACUUAAGGGUGGAAGCUUCUUCGAGAUUAGUUUCCAUCGUGGAGUUCCUCUCGUCUUCCUCCAAGGAACUCGAACGUAGACCACGAAACGUGGAGGAAGUUGGCUUGGCCUACGAGGCUCACGCGAGAAUCGAGGGGCAAUCUUCCGGUAUGGCCGAGGAGAUGGAGGCCGUCGCGGGCUUUUCCAAAGUGUUGGCUGCAUGGACUAGCGAAAAACUUGAAGGUAUCAGCGCAGCGUAUACAGCUUGGCAGGACCUGGCCGGCCGCUUGGAGCGUUACAAAUCCGUGAUAGAUCGGGAGCUGGAGGACGCGAAGGUGAACCUUCGUCACAGGGCAAUAGCCCUUCGAGACGAGAUCGAAAGGUGGCAAGCGAAAUGGUCGUCGAAACCGGACAUCCUCACCCUGGAUUGGAUCAUUUCGAUGAAAGAGAGAUGGUCGUAUUUGAAGGAACAAUUGGACGUUCUGAGGAACGAUUGUCGAAAGAUCGAGUUGAAGAUAGACGAUGUUUUGGAGAGCAACGAGGAUAAUGCGAAGAGGUUGGAGGUGCAGCUCGAGAUAGAGGAGUCGAAUUGCCGUUUCCAAGCUGAGUUUAUGGAAGAAUUGAAGAAUCAGGAGGACGAGGAGUGGACAGUGGCUAGAAGAAGAUUACCCAGACUCCACGAUUGGCUCGACUCCUGGGAAAAUAGAAUACGUGUCCAACUGAGGGAUCAAUUGAAGGAACAAUUGAUGGAUGAGAAGGAUAGUUUCGAGGUGGACACGUUCGUUGGUAAGAAGGUGAGCGAGGUGAGGGGGACCAUCGAAUGGCUGCAGCUUCUUCGGGGCGACGAGAUUGCGGAGGAGCAUUGGGGGGAACUGAUGCCACUUUUGGGUCUGAGGGAUGUCAGGAACGUGAGAGACAUUACGUUGGGCCAUUUGCUUCGUUCGGCGAAGAAGAUCGAAGAGAAUGUCGAUAAAAUAAAGGAAAUAACGAAAAAAGCAGCGGCAGAAAGCGGCAUUCGACAAGGAUUAAUGGAACUGGAAUCUUGGGAAGCGUCGGCUCAUCUUCAACUACAACAAUCGAAGGACAGUAAAAAUACCGGUAUUCUUCUCGUUGAGGAGUAUGGCAGUUUGUUAGCAAGAGCAGGUGAAUUAAGACUCUUAUUGGAGGGUGCGAAAGGGGCGACAGGAUACGAAAGAUUUGCAGCCAAAGUUGCACGAUGCGAAGCUGGACUGUCCGAAGUGGAAGAACGAAUAAAGUUUUUGAGUACGAUACAGAGGAAGUGGGUCUAUUUGGAACCAGUUUACGAAGGUGGCGCUGCUCCCAAUGAUACUGGUCGAUGGUCACGUGCCAACAAAGAAUUUAGAUAUCUUAUGGGCGAAGUGUCUCGUGAUCCAAGAGUGUCGUCUUUGAGGAGACUUCCUCUCCCGUCUUUUACGAGUUUGAAAGAUUUGCUCGACAGAUGUCAAAAGAGCCUUGACGAAUAUUUGGAGGAAAAACGAUCGUCCUAUCCACGUCUGUAUUUCCUGAGCGACGAAGACCUUCUCGAAUUAGUGUCGGCGAGCGGACGAGGCCUGGAAGCUCAUUUAUCGAAAUUAUAUCAAGGCGUCGGCUCGAUAAUAAAAAACGAUAAUGGACUGACGGCCGUUGUAUCCCCAGAGGGCGAAGUAUUGCGAUUAUCCAACCCUGUCGAUCUUCGAGAUCCAUUACCCCAAUGGUUGAGCAACCUCGAGGAGGGAAUGAAAAAUUCUCUUCGACAAAGCUUGGAUAAAUGCCUGGUUGAUUCUACACCUGAUCCGUCAUCUUACCCAACUCAAAUUCUUCUGCUGUCGGAGAGGAUUCGGUUUACGGAGAGGUGUGAGGUAGCUUUGAAGGAAGGUGGUACGGCUUUAAAGAAGCUCGUCGAAUAUCUGGAAACACAAAGAGCUCGAUACAGGGGUUUAGAGGAUGCUGGUGAUAAAUUAACAGCAUUGAAGGCACGUGGCCUCCUGCUUGAUACCGUGCACCAUUUGGAGAUAGCUAGGAAUCUUUUAAGUGUUGUACAACGGGAAGAAAGCACUGUUUGGACUUGGCAGAGACAAUUAAGAAGUUACAGAACAAACAAAGAAACAGUGAUACGGUGCGCUGGCGCUGAAUUUCUAUACCGUUUCGAGUAUCAAGGAGCGGCGGUGGGAUUAGUUCAAACACCAUUAACCGAAAGGUGUUUCUUGGCUCUUACUCAGGCAAUGAAACUCGGUUUAGGCGGCAGCCCUACCGGGCCAGCUGGAACUGGAAAAACCGAGAGCGUGAAGGCACUUGGCGCUAUUCUUGGCAGGCUCGUUUUAGUUUUCAAUUGUGAUGAAGGAAUGGACGCCGGAAGUAUGCGACGCAUACUGGGCGGCCUUGCUCAGGCCGGUGCAUGGGGUUGCUUCGACGAGUUCAAUCGCCUCGAAGAGGAAACGCUUAGCGCGGUGGCGAUGUUGGUCAGGCCUCUGCAAGAAGCUGUUCGCGAUGGUUCAUCCCAGGUCCUGUUGGGCGAUCAAAAGGUGAACCUGGACCCACAUUGUUGCGUGUUCAUCACGAUGAACCCCGCUGGCUCCGAGUAUGGCGGCCGACGAAAGCUUCCGGACUCCUUGGCGCGAUUGUUCAGACCGAUCGGUAUGGCGCAUCCGGACAGAUCUGACAUCGUGAGAGCGUUGCUAGAGUGUGCUGGAUUCCUGGAUGCCUCGACGCUCGCCAAGCAACUCGUGGAGACGCUCGACAUCGCGGAGAUACUGCUUUCGAAUCAGCCGCACUACGACUGGGGCCUUAGGGCCCUUAGAUCCGUGCUCGACGCCAUUUCUACGAGGACCGACUUGGAUGAAACUAGCAGAUUAGUAGCUGCGAUUCGAUCCUCAACGUUGCCAAAAUUGACAGAAGAAGACACUCCUCGAUUCCUCUCACUUCUACAGGAUGUUUUCCCAACGGCGGAUCCAUCAUCCUCCACGUUCAUCGAGAGGAAAGAUUUGCAAAACGUUUUAUUCGAGCUUUGCGCUGAGCAAGAGUUAGGCAAGGAAAUGGCGAACAGAUGCAUUCAACUGAACGAUCAGUUGAAAAGUAGAACCGGCGUGGCGAUCGUUGGGCCGCCAGGAUGUGGUAAAACGACCAUCAGGAAAUUAUUGUUCGAAGCCCUGACGAAAAUCGGUGAAACGGUUGUUCAAUUUCACGUGUUUCCUGGCGCUAUGCCGAAAUCCAGACUUUUGGGCCGUGUCGACCCACAAACAAGAGAAUGGAAGGAAGGUUUGUUAUCGAACGCUGUUUCAACGGCCGGAGAUUCAACAACUUGGAUCAUUUUGAAUGGUGAUGUGGAACCAGAUUGGGCCGAAGCUCUCAACUCUGCUUUAGAUGACAAUCGAUUACUAACUUUGCCCAAUGGGGUGGGCGUGAAACUUGGAUGCGGGACAAAAUUCAUCUUCGAGACUCACAAAUUGGCCAGCGCCAGCCCCGCUACGGUAUCGCGAUUGGGGGUAGUUCAUUUGGGUUCAACGAGUUCCAGCUGUUUGCUGCUUACUUCACGAUUAAAUGCACUUCCGGAGGCGGCGAAGGAACUCGCGAAUUCCCAUCUUUGUUCCUGCGUCGAGGAGUGUUUGAGGAUCAACGCAGACGUUUCCUCAGCGUCUGGCUUAAUGGACUCGGCAUUUUGCCACUUGAAGAACUCUCGUACCAGUAUUUCCGCUUCUUACGCUCUGCUCGCCUCUUUAUGCAGCCAAAUAAGGAACGAAAGCACUAGAGAUGAAUUGGCACGGUUAAUUUACCAGCUCACUGAUUGUUGGUGUCCAAAUCAGCAGAAACCGUGCUCUGUAUUAUAUAAUCAGAAUACGGAUAGAUUGGAAACUGUCGGGGACGCUGACGAAUCUAUGGAUACCGAUGACGGUCCUGUUUCACUAUCGGGUGAUAUGAAAGGAGCGUUGUCGUCUGUUUUGCCAUGGAUCAACAGCGACCAAUCGAUAAUGAUAAGGGGACCCGAGGGUUGUGGAAAAAGCGCCCUGAUAUCCGUCAUACUUUCCUCGAUACGAAACAUCGAGCAAUCGACAUUGAUAAAAUGUUCAUCUCUCUACGGCCCCCAAGAUUUGGUGACCAAACUGAAAAGAAACUGCGUACAAUUAAAUUCAUCUUCUCACGGAAGAACGUAUAAACCCAGAAAUGGAUCUAGAAUUAUAUUAAUUUUGGAAGAUCUGCAUCUUGCGUCCAAAGAUCUGCAGGAAUUGGUUCGUGAAUUGAUCCAAGAAGGAGGAUUUCACGAAGAAGAUUUGGAAUUUGCUAGAGUUUCUCUAACCAUUAUAUGCACAGCUGAUUCAACGACCAGAUUGCAUCCCAGAUUAGAAGCUCUUCUAUCCACUCGUUAUCUUUCGUAUCCAAAUUCGAAAAAUAUCGCAGCCAUUUUAGAAUUACACUUGAGAGACUCUUUGAAAGGGGAUCACGUUAUGAUUGAAUCUUGGAUCACGCGGAUGGUGCCCGUCAUGUUGGACGCUUUUCGUUCGAUCAAGUCUUCUCACGGCACGUCCAUCGAUUGGACUCCUAAAGAUUUGAUCUUAUGGGCGGACAGUUUGAAGUAUUAUCCUUCUCCAGAAGAUGAGUCGAAUAUCACGCGUCAUUUAUUAGAUGCUGGAAGACGAAUGUUCCAUCCUAGGCUAACAUCCAAAGAUCAGUCUCGUUGGGAAUCCAUAAUCCUGUCGAAGUCUGCAAAUUCUAUAGUGACCGGAAGCGAGGUAUAUAUAUGGAAACGAGGGAACAAUGGACUACUGCUUUUAGACCAGGAUCAAUGGCGGAACGAGAUAAUUAACGCUGCAGCGAGAUGCGCAAGGGAAGGUGAUCCGGUGCAUGCAUCGAUUCGUUCCCUGUUGCACACGGUGGCUAGUUUAAGUUGGACCUUUGGAACGAAUCUACGAGGUGUGAUUCUGAUUGGACGGCCCGGCGCUGGAAGAAAAUCGGCAGUGAGACUCGCCGCCACGUUUUCUUCGCUUCGUUUGAUAGACUCGGGACCUGGCCGUGGUCGAAUGUCGAUGAAAAGUGCAGUUCAGGCUGCUGGAAUCGAUGGUGAGCCGACUUUACUUUUGUUGGAGGAACAUCAUAUGAGGGAAGCUGGAUUGGCUGUUUUGGCCAGCGCAAUAGUGUCGAGAGGCGAACUUCCUGGAUUAUUUACAGUGGAGGAGCUCGACGGGUUAAUAGCGCCAUUGGCUGACGUGGCAAAGGAAGAUUUUUCUGGCAUGUUGGAACAAUACCUCUAUUAUCGUCUGCGAAAAUAUCUUCGAGUGGCCAUAAUGGUGGACACAGCAGAGCUUCGUUCACCUUGGUUAUCACGUUCAGGUCUGCACAGACACUGCGUAUCGAUAGGAGCAGGUCUCGGCAGCGAAUGGUGGUGUUGGGAAGGGCCUUACCGAAUAGCCUGUCAGCAGAACGGCCUCGAUAUCGAAGACUCCGAAGAGACGUUGGCCGGUAUCAAGGAAUUGGUCAAGGCUCAUCUUGAAGCGCCAAGGCAGCAACGAGCACCGGCUCGAUUCUUCGCCCUUCUGCACACGUGGAAGCACCUGCACGUGACUUGGAGCGAGGAGGUGGCAAAAAUUAACAGCCUCGAAGCUGGCGUAGGGAAAUUGAAGGAAGCUGGAGAACAAGUGGCUAAACUAGAGGACGAAGUUUCGAAACAGCGUCAGGAGUUGGAGGUAGAACAAGGUCGUGCCAACGCAGCCCUCGAACAAAUCACAGCUACGAUGAGAGGUGCUACGGGACAAAGGGGAGAAAUGGCUAAUUUAAAAGCUGAAACUGAACUAGAAAGUGCGGAACUAGCUCGUAGAAAGGCCGAUAUCGAGGAAGAAUUAGGAAAGGUGGAGCCCUUAGUGGAGCAAGCGGCACAAGCAGUAGCUGGCAUCAGCGCUGACGCAUUAGCGGAAGUUCGUUCUUUGAGAGCACCUCCAGCACCUGUGAGAGAUGUUCUCGAGGGUGUCCUUCGAUUAAUGGGCAUAAAAGACACGUCUUGGAACAGCAUGAAAACUUUUUUGGCGAAACGUGGUAUUAAGGAUGAGAUAAGAACGUGGGACGCGAGAAGAAGCACACCGUCGAGUCUGGAGGCUGUUGCCAAGUUGGUCAAGGAGCGGCCGGAGAGCUUCGAGGAGAAAACCGCGAAACGAGCCUCGGUAGCCGCGGCCCCUUUGGCGGCCUGGGUCCUCGCUAAUCUUCAAUACGGCCAGGUCCUUCAGCAAGUCGCGCCUCUCGAGAGGGAGCAGCGACAAUUGGCCGAACGCUUGUCGGCGGCCGAAGCUCAGAUUGGAAAGCUUGCGGCUGGGCUCAACACCGUAGAAAGUCGCGUGGCACAGCUUCAAGAGCAACUCGCCGAGCACUCGAGGGGUGCGGCUGCUCUUCAGCUACGUGCCGAGACAACAGAGGCGAGACUAGCUACUGCUCGAGCUCUGUUGCAAAAACUGGAUACAGAGCAUCGUAAUUGGCAGGAACAAUUGGAAGAAUUGAACAGCAGGAAACAAAGAUUGGAUGUCGAGGCUGCUAAAGUUGCGUCGUUAUUGGUUUAUGAGGAUACUGGAAAAGACGACAAGUGGAAAAAAUCAGCCAUCGAUCUUCUGAUCACCGAAAGAGAAAGGCUGUUGUGGCGAGCUCAAGGUUUACCAGUCGAUACCGGAAGUCUGGUUGGCGCUUCCUGCGCCCUCAGAGGCCCGCUCGUUCCAAUAUUCGUGGAUCCAUCCGGUGUUGCGGUCUCGUGGUUGAAAAAUAACACCGGCUCGAGAAUCGAGAUCACGAAGCCCGAGGAUGGAAAAUUCUUAACAACGUUAGAGUUGGCUGUACGAUUUGGGAAACCGUUACUGGUCGAGGAAAUAGUUGAAUUUCCAUCGAUCUUAUUACCGUUGCUACGUAGACGUCCUUUGAAACUCGGGGAAAGAACUUUGCCAGCCCCUCAGGGCUUCAAACUUUUCUUGGCCACCAGACGAGACAAAUUGGAUGGCUUCCCUAAAGAAGUAGAUGCAGUUUUGUUUAAAAUCGCUCUUGGAGCCGGUAGCAAGAGCCUGGCGGAAAGAUUCGUCGAGAAGGUUCUGUUGAAGGAGACACCGAAGCUCGCGUCGCAACGGAGGGAGGCGUUGGAACGCGAGGAAAAAUUAUCAGGGGAACGAGACACAGCAAGAUUGGAUCUGUUGGCGCAGCUGGCCACCGCCAGAGGUCAAGACCUCCUUCAGGAGUCUGAAGGAUCCCAGGGAGGGCUUUUGUCGUCUUUGGAAGCCACUCAAUCGAAAGCUAAAGAAAUAGCUCUGGCCCUUGAGGAAAGUCGACGAAGCUUGGAAGACGUUACCAGAAGGGCCAACGAGCAUGAGAGAUUGGCCAAAUUCGCAGCAAACUUGUAUAAAAUUGUGAGAGGCCUAACUGCAUUGAAUCCAUUGUACGUAUUCUCCGCAGAAGCUUUCACUGAUAUUUAUUUGGAGGCGGAGGAUUAUAGAAAAACGAUACUGUCUCAAGAUAAAAAGGAGCAAGAAAAAUUGGUCGAAAAACGAUUAAUACAAUUGUCCCUCCAUUAUUGCUCGAAAGCCGUGUAUAGGGAACAUCGAUUGCCAGUCGCAUUACAAUUGGCGCUUUCAUUAAAUUCCGUGCCAGACGUUGAGAGAAAUUUCUUGUUAGGAGAAAUUCCAUUAAACGACGAUGAAGAUUCCGAUUACAAAGUACCUGAUUGGGUGCCCGAGGAACGUCGCCUAUCGGUUCGAACUUUAGCUUUAGCAUUUCCGCAAAUAGCGGCGAGGAUGACGCCAUCGUGGUUAAAGGACGUCAGUAAUAUCUACGCUGAAAGAAAUUUGACCACGUUCCAAAAGAUUUUAAUUAUCAAGACUCUUCGCCCGGAUUAUUUGCAUACAGCGUUGUCGAAAUUGGCCGCGGAAGUAUUAGGGGUGAAGGAUUUGGCGCCACCACAUUGGUCACUGAGGAAAGUAGCCGAGCACGAGGCCACGUAUCCUGUAUUGCUGCUUCUGUCACCAGGAGCUGAUCCUGGUUCCGAGUUGAGGGCAUUAGCGAAUAAUCGUGUCGCAUCCACCACAGGAUUUGUCGAGGUGUCCCUGGGACAGGGUCAAGUUGUCCAAGCUGAACUUGCGUUGGAGAACGCUUGCCGAAACGGAAACUGGAUCCUCCUCAGCAACCUGCAUCUCGCCCUCAACUGGCUUCCCCGAUUGGAGAGCCUGCUACGAUCAGCCACGUGCACGGCCAACAAGAAUCCCGCAACAAGGAUCUGGUUAACCACCGAAGAAUGCCUGGGAUUCUAUCCGAGUCUGGCUGGUCUUUGCCUGAAGCUCGCCUACGAACCACCCGAGGGUGUGAAGAGGAACGUGAAACGUUCCCUCCAACAGCUCCAUCAAAAGCACGGGAACGCCAUGAACGUGCCUGGCAGCCUUCUGCUGUCCUGGCUGCACGCCACCCUUCAGGAAAGGCGAAAGUUCAUACCCCAGGGUUGGAUCAGAUCGUACGAGUGGAACGAGUCGGAUCUCGAAGCCGCUUACGAGUUGGUAGUGAAGAAGAUGGAGGCGAGGAGGGGAGGCAAGGAUGGAAAUUGGCAGGCGGGCAGAGGAUUGUUGGACGUGGCCAUUUAUGGCGGCCGCCUUCAAGACGAUUGCGACGCGAGGGCGCUGUGCUCGAUCGUUCGAGACGUUUGGUCGUGCGAGGUGUUCGAAGGGCGCAGGGAGUUGGCCGGUGCUCUCAGAGUGGCCGACGACUCGUUCGAGGACGUGGCCAAAGCUUUGGAACACGUUUCGGACAACGACUCGCCCAAAGAGUGCUUCGGAUUGCCCGCGAACGCGCACAGGGCUUGGGAGAGGACCGCGGCUGAGGCGGCAUUGUUGCAUCUAAAAGGUGUUUUAAUCAAAGUGUCUGGUAACGACGACAAGAAUAGCAAGAAAAUGGAAAUGAAAAUUCAAAGGGAUUUGAAAGAAUUGAUCGAUCGCAAUGGUUCGAUAUUUGGGUCAUCGAAAGUGGAACAAGAGAAGAAUAAAAAUCCGUUGAAAAAUUUCUUUAUCGAUGAAAUGAAUUUGACCAGGAAAACAUUGAAUCUUAUUCGUGUUGAUGUCGAAUCAACACGUUUCGAGGAUAACAAGACACCCGAGCAUUGGAUGGAAAACUGGAAGUACGGUCCAAACGAGAUUUUGCCUUUCGUUAAAGGACUGUUGCUUAGGCAUCAAGCCUUGGAGGCGUUCUUGGAGUCCGAAUUUUCACCUGUCGUCGACAUGUCGCGAUUGGCAAGGCCCCGGGCAUUUUUGACUGUUCUUAAACAGCACACUGCACGCGAAACGCGACAGCCCAUGGAGAAUCUCCGUCUUUGCGUGAACUGGUUCGAAAAUGAGAGGAACGACGAUUGGAAGAUAUCGUUGCUCGUCGAGGGACUUUUAAUAUCUGGAGCCGUAAUAGAAGAUGGCACUUUGAAGGAUUUAGACGCGAAUGCAGCUGCCAUUGCAACCGCGCCGACUUGCCAAAUUGCCUUCUUACCCGAAAAUUGCAGCGAGGAUAAAGCGAGGGAUAAAAUAGAUUAUGAUUUAGGAAACGGCGUAAAAGAUAUCGUUAAUAUUCCAGUUUACGCGAAUUCGCAAAGGGAUGCAUUAAUUUGCUCACUUCCGGUUGGGUGUCCCAGAGAGGAACACGAUAAUUGGUUACGUCGAGGUGUUGCUUUUCAUCUAAAAUUGACUUAGUUUCUGAAUUAUCUUAUAUUUAAUGGAUAUAGUAUGAUGGCAUCGUUGAGCAGAGUUAGAAAUUAUGGAAAAUUUACAUUACAGUUGCGUUAUAACUGAACAUUAUUUCUAUAUUACUAUUAUUGUUGUUGUGGUACUGCAUUAAUGUAUAAAGUUGUAUUUAAUUAAUAUACUGGUUUGUACGUGA
Molecule: messenger RNA, 12603 nt
Organism: Apis florea (little honeybee)
Lineage: Eukaryota; Metazoa; Arthropoda; Insecta; Hymenoptera; Apidae
Gene: btv
Product: dynein cytoplasmic heavy chain beethoven
Biological process (GO): microtubule-based movement
Cellular component (GO): dynein complex
Molecular function (GO): dynein light intermediate chain binding; ATP hydrolysis activity; minus-end-directed microtubule motor activity
Source: RefSeq, a predicted model, not a curated record